Molecule: messenger RNA, 808 nt
Organism: Mucor mucedo
Lineage: Eukaryota; Fungi; Mucoromycota; Mucoromycetes; Mucorales; Mucoraceae
Exons: 4
Coding region: 129-680 (183 amino acids)
Source: RefSeq, a predicted model, not a curated record
GUAUUAGACAUCUUCUUGGCGUACUUUGCGUAACUAGUGUGGAAAAACUUCCUGCGGAGCCGUUAUUAAAUCACGAAAUCUAGGAAAUUGAAUUGAUCACCAAAUAUCUAGACCCCUUAUUGAAUGGAAUGUUGAUCAAUCAUGAUAAAAACCAUAGUUUCAUGUGGACGAACACGCAAGGGACCGGCACAGACGACGAGUGUCCCGAUGCAGAGAUGUUCUUUUUGAAGCAAAGAACAGCGGACUAUACAGUCGGUUACUGCGAAGUGAAAAUUAAUGAAAGUAACAGCAACUCUCUCGACAUUCACUAUGACAUGCUAUGUUUAACUAAAUUUGGAAAGAAUAUUUGUGACGAAGAAAACUUGGAGAGUGCCCUAAUGAUUAUGGUAGUUGGAUUUAAGCUGGUUUUUUAUAUGAUUGUGUUGCGCAACAGCAACUUUUAUACAAUGUUCAAAAUAUACAGCAUCGAUGUUCCCCAGUCAUUUAAUUCUCUUCCAAUUCUGAUGAUAAGCAUCCACAAAAUCAAGCAAAUCAUUCAUAUGUAUGAAAGUCAUUGUGUCAAGAGACCUCCUGAGUCCCCAAAAAGACGAAUAAGCAGAUCAAUGAGUAAGAAAGAGUACAGCCAGAUUAUCAACUCUAUGAAACCAAAAAAGAUGAAACCUUCAUUGAGUUUCAAGUGAUACCAAAAAAACUAAACUUAGUCACCAUAAUAAAGAUCAUUGUGGUUGUGUUUAUCAUUGUCGCUAUCUUUGUAAUGAAUAUCUUCAAUUUAUAUUAAAUAAAAGUCAUGCUGCCCAAAUCGUAAAAA